This is a messenger RNA of Colletotrichum abscissum, 1152 nucleotides long. RefSeq names its product insulin-induced protein. The transcript has 2 exons. The record is from RefSeq and is a predicted model, not a curated record. Bases 1 to 1152 code for a protein of 383 amino acids. Gene Ontology annotation, biological process: sterol biosynthetic process. Gene Ontology annotation, cellular component: endoplasmic reticulum. NCBI's taxonomy places the organism in Eukaryota, Fungi, Ascomycota, Sordariomycetes, Glomerellales, Glomerellaceae.
AUGUCCGACGACGGCCCCCGUCUUAUAAGGCCUAUCCCUCGCCGUCCCUUCGAACUAAAUCACAUUGCUCCGACUCCUCCAGAAGACAACUCGUCUUCCCCCAGUCCGAACCCUGAAUUCGAUUUGUCGAGACUGCACAAUGCCCAAACAACGUCUUCAGAGUCCGGCUCCAUACCUCGCGCCCAGUCGGUACUUAACAUGACCGCAUCGACGCUGUUUGGGAUCUACUCGCCAACCACAUACGGCAGAGACUCGCGAGAUGAGCCGGAUACCCCCUGGGGUACUGGUGCGCAAACACCUAUCAAGAGGGACAAUGUUGACGACACCACAUUCGAGCUCAUGAAGGAUCGCUCCAAUCUGUUGCGUCGCCGGCCCUCGUAUCGAAGUGGAGCGAAGACUCCGCCUCCCUCAACAACAACCACGGCCCUGUUCAACCUGUCCCGCAUUGCACUUCUCUUUGUGAUUGGUAUGGGAUACGGACUAAUGGUCACGAGGUUGCAAAAUGAGCACAGAUUCUCAUCGUUCCAGGUCGACAGUAUGAUGAAGCCCGGCUAUGACUGGCAGUAUCUUACAUUAUGGGGCUUGUCUGGCGUUGGCCUAGGCGGCCUCCUCCCUUGGUUCGAUGGCGUAUGGGAGGAUACGUUUGGAAAGGAGGAGGUAGUUUUGGAGGAGACGAACGGCAGCCCACCACCAGAAGAUGUCAGCCCUGUAAAGGACUGGGCUGUGGUUGUCCGCAGCAUAGGCGCUUUUGUUGGCAUUGUAUUCGCCAUUCGAAAACUUCCCUGGGCAUCUACCCUCCAGGUGUCUCUCACUUUGGCGCUGGUUAACCCGUUUCUGUGGUAUUUGAUCGACCGUUCGAAACCUGGGUUUCUGCUUUCGGCCGCUGUGGGCUUGGCGGGAUCGGCUGUACUCCUCGGCAUCAACCCAGAUGUGAUGCCUACACCAUCAUCUCUGACCUACCGGAACGAGUCGGAGCGGGCCUACUCGGAGCCCAUCGCUCUCGGUGGGCUCGCCAGCCAAGAAACUAUUGAGACGGGCAUUUGGAUGCUCAGUGUUUUGUUCUGCAGCUGCGUUUGCUUUGGCAACAUUGGCAGACGAUUGGCGUUGAACAAGUCGGCGUCUGCGCGUGGCCGAUGGGCUGGUACCAGAUGA